This is a messenger RNA of Osmerus eperlanus (European smelt), 2388 nucleotides long. RefSeq names its product myocilin (gene myoc). Gene Ontology annotation, cellular component: Golgi apparatus. The transcript has 5 exons. The coding region runs from base 245 to 1684 and encodes 479 amino acids. NCBI's taxonomy places the organism in Eukaryota, Metazoa, Chordata, Actinopteri, Osmeriformes, Osmeridae. The record is from RefSeq and is a predicted model, not a curated record. Gene Ontology annotation, biological process: osteoblast differentiation; signal transduction.
CUGAGAGGCCAGAGGAGAGAAAAGAGAGAGAAGAAACAUUUUUAAGAGGAACAAGAUAAAAAGGAAAAACAAAUCGCCCAUAUAUGAGAGAAUCCCAGUUCAGUGACAGAAGAUCUGAAGCUCUUUUCGUCUUUCAGUGAACUCUGAGAAACACGACGGAGAGAGAAAGAGAGAAAGAGAGAGAUAGAGAGAGAGAUAGUGGAGUUUGAGGUUCCACCGAGUGUGUCUUCCAGACCGGGGAGUCAUGUUUCUCCUACUGUGCGUGUGUCUGAGCGCUGCUCUGCUGGACUCUGACGCGCAGGACCGAGCCUCUCUCUGGAGGGCCAACGACCGCUCCGGACGCUGCCAGUACACCUUCACCGUGCCCAGCCCCAGCGAGGCCAGCUGCCCCCAGCCAGCCCCGGCCGGAGGCCCAGAGAUGGAGGGACUGAAGGCCAGACUCAGCCUUCUGGAGGUGCUGGUGGCCAGGCUGACGGGGGGAGAGACAACAGGGGUUCCCGGGGGCCCCGCCUCACAGACAGGGCUCCAGGAGGCCCUGGCCGUGGCCGUAGGGGAGAGGAGCCUGCUGCAGGGGGAGAAGGAGCGUCUGGAGAGGGAGGUGGAGGCGAUGCAGAGGAGGGUGGAAGACAUUAGCAGAGAGACAGAGAGACUGAGGAGCAGAUGUCCCUCCCAGAUGCUGCCUCCCAAACCUCCCUUACAGGACGGCAGCAUGAGACCCUCCUCAGGUUCCAGUGUUCUCUCCCACCUGGUGUCCAGACCUGUUAGUCAGGGAGACAGCGGGAGUCUGAGAGACCCCUCCUGGGAGUUCAGUUCUCAGGGUUUCCAGGAGCUGAAGGCUGAGGUGACCGAGGUUCCUGCCCCCAGUCCAGAGAGCUCAGUGGACAGCACAGGCUGUGGGGAGCUGGUGUCCGUGGGCGAGCCGGUCCUCCACAGGAGAACAGACACCAUAGCGGGGAAGUACGGCGUGUGGAUGCAGGACCCCGAGGCUAGCGCCCCCUAUGGGCCAGAGAUGGUGUGGCGUAUUGACACGGUCGGCUCUGAGGUCCGACAGCUCUUCGGCUACGAGGACAUGCAGCAGUUUUCUCGGGGCUUCCCGUCCAAGGUCCUGCUGCUCCCUGAGCCUGUCGAGAGCACGGGUGCCACCCUCUUCCGGGGCUCCCUGUACUACCAGCGCCGCCGCAGCCGCACCAUCCUGCGCUACGACCUGGCCUCCGAGAGCAUCGCCGCCCGCAGGGACCUUCCCCACGCCGGCUUCCACGGCCAGUUCCCCUACUCCUGGGGCGGCUACACGGACGUGGACCUGGGGGUGGACGAGCAGGGCCUGUGGGCCGUCUACUCCACCAACAAGGCCAAGGGAGCCAUCGUGCUGUCCCUGCUGGACCCCCACAGCCUGGAGGUGAGGCGGAGCUGGGAGACGGGCAUCCGGAAGAACUCGGUGGCCAACGCCUUCAUGAUCUGCGGCCGGCUGUACACGGUGGCCAGCUACACGUCCCCAAACACCACAGUCAACCACGCGUACGACACGGCCAGUGGCCAGGGCAAGGCCGUGGCCGUGCCCUUCAAGAACAAGUACCGCUACAACAGCAUGAUCGACUACAACCCGGCCCAGAGGAAGCUGUUUGCCUGGGACAACUUCCACAUCGUGUCCUACGACGUCAGGCUGGGGAGGCCCCAGGCCAACUGAGGCCAGGCAGGAGGCCCUACCGGUGUCACCUCCAUAGUCUCCAGAACCCUCCUCUCCUCCACACCCGUCCCUCAGAGUCUUCUUAGCAAGCGGCGGCCACUUUUAGACGAUUGAGACGCUGCCCGGAUGUUCCAGCGUUGUCCCCGGAGGCGAGAGAAGCCCCGUAGCUUUUGUCCAGUAGGUUUGAUUGGCUCUUGGGCGGUCAGCGAGUUCAGCUGCGGUGGUCAUCGCGGCUGUGAGCUCACCUGUCCUGCUUCUGAGACUGACACGCCUGCAAAGCAUAAUCGUGUGGCAGUAGAGGUUAGAAUGAGUCUGUAUGUUCGUUACCUAAACUCCCAUGAGCGCUAAAACAAAACGACAUGAGGAACCUUCCCCUGCAGGUGUUGUGUCAGAGGGAAGGUUUUCGCUGUGGCGCAACCCACUAACGUGUUUAUAGAGGAAUUAUUUUUCUACUGUUUUGGUUACCAGAUCUUGUGUUUUCAUGUGUCGCGCUGAGAAAGGUUGGAUGGCUCAAUUAAUAAAAUCACUGAUUGUUCCGAUGUGUAUCAUAACGGCUUAUAAAGACUCAUUGGAGUGCAAAGAUGUACCUCUUGACUCAUUCAACAUAAGCAAAAAUGUAUUGUAUGUUCCAGUGAGCUGUAUUUCUCAAUACUAGGGCAUGUACAGAUGUAUACCAUAAGAACAAAUAAACUAUAAAUAAUAAA